AUGAAUCCCCUAAUUUCUGCUGCUUCCGUUAUUGCUGCUGGAUUGGCCAAAGGACUUGCUUCUAUUGGACCCGGAGUUGGUCAAGGUACUGCUGUGGGCCAAGCCGGAGAAGGUAUUGCUAGACAACCAGAAGCAAAGGGUAAAAUACGAGGUACUUUAUUGCUUAGUCUGGCUUUUAUGGAAGCUUUAACAAUUUACGGGCUGGUCAUGCUUUCUGUUACUUUGAAAGUAGUUGCUUCAGCUUCAGCCACUCGAAUUUUUGAUAUUCCUUUCUAUUUCUCAUCGAACGAAUGGCAUCUUCUUCUAAAAAUCCUAACUCUUCUUAGCAUGAUAUUGGGGAAUCUCAUUGCUAUUACUCAAACAAGCAUGAAACAUAUGCUUGUAUAUUCAUCCAUAGGUCAAAUCAGAUAUGUAAUUAUUGGAAUAAUGGUUGGAGACUCAAAUAAUGGAUAUGCAAGCAUGAUAACUUAUAUGUUGUUCUAUAUCUCCAUGAAUCUAGGAACUUUUGCUUGCAUUGUAUUAUUUGGUCUAUGUGUUGGAACUGAUAACAUUCGGGAUUAUGCAAGAUUAUACACGAAAGAUCAUCUUUUGGCUCUCUCUUCAGCCCUAUGCUUCUUAUCCCUAGGAGGUAUUCCUCCAUUAGCAGGUUUUUUUGGAAAACUCCAUCUAUUCUGGUGUGGAAGGCAGGCAAGACUAUAUUUCUUGGUUUCAAUUGGACUCCUUACGACCGUUGUUUCUAUCUGCUAUUAUCUAAAAAUAAUCAAGUUAUUCAUGACUGGAUGA
This is a messenger RNA of Nymphaea colorata (pocket water lily), 783 nucleotides long. Its product is annotated as NAD(P)H-quinone oxidoreductase subunit 2, chloroplastic-like. Gene Ontology annotation, molecular function: proton transmembrane transporter activity. The transcript has 2 exons. The record is from RefSeq and is a predicted model, not a curated record. Bases 1 to 783 code for a protein of 260 amino acids. Gene Ontology annotation, biological process: proton transmembrane transport; proton motive force-driven ATP synthesis. Lineage: Eukaryota; Viridiplantae; Streptophyta; Magnoliopsida; Nymphaeales; Nymphaeaceae.